AGUGACGUUGCCGCUGCCGGGCGCUGCCGUACGAGCGGAGGUUAGCGAGGCGCCUACCGCGGGCCGGGCCUCGCCGCGGCCUGCGCCACCCCCGCCCUCAGGAACUAGCGAGCACUUAAAUUCUACCGUGGAACAGAAAAGCGCCUGGAGCUCUUCCUGCUGCUCACAUAAAGAAAAUGCUGUGCUCUGCAUCGCUUACUGGGCAUUGUUGCAUACCGUGGUUUCAAGAAAAGUAAAAGCCUUCAUUAAGUGAGCUUAGGUAUUUACACUUCUAGUUAACCUUUUUAUUUCCAGCAACUCUUUCCCUGCUCUUCAAGAUGGACCAGUCGUCUCCAACCUACAUGCUUGCCAACUUAACCCACUUGCAUUCUGAACAGCUUCUGCAAGGCUUGAACCUCCUUCGCCAACAUCACGAGCUCUGUGACAUUAUCCUUAGAGUUGGUGAUGUCAAGAUCCAUGCCCACAAAGUGGUGCUUGCCAGCAUCAGUCCGUACUUCAAAGCCAUGUUCACUGGGAAUCUUUCUGAGAAGGAAAACUCGGAGGUGGAGUUCCAGUGCAUUGAUGAGACGGCCCUGCAGGCCAUCGUGGAGUAUGCCUACACGGGAACUGUGUUUAUCUCACAAGACACUGUGGAGUCGCUUCUUCCAGCUGCAAAUCUUCUUCAGAUCAAACUGGUAGUGAAGGAGUGCUGUGCGUUUCUUGAAAGCCAGCUUGAUCCUGGAAAUUGCAUCGGGAUUUCCCGUUUUGCAGAGACCUAUGGCUGCCACGACCUCUACUUGGCUGCUAACAAGUACAUUUGUCAAAACUUUGAAGAUGUUUGUCAGACGGAAGAAUUUUUUGAGCUUACACAUUCUGAAUUGGAUGAAAUUGUUUCCAAUGACUGCUUGAAUGUUGUGACAGAAGAAACAGUUUUUUAUGCACUAGAGUCAUGGAUCAAAUGUGAUGUGCAGGAGCGACAGAAGUACUUAGCACAGCUGCUACAUUGCGUUCGGUUGCCGCUGCUGAGUGUUAAGUUUCUUACGAGGUUAUAUGAAGCAAACCAUCUCAUUCGUGAUGACCAUACUUGUAAACAUCUGCUAAAUGAGGCCCUAAAAUACCACUUUAUGCCUGAACACAGACUUUCCCACCAGACCAUGCUGAUGACACGACCUCGCUGUGCCCCGAAAGUUCUUUGUGCUGUAGGAGGAAAAGCUGGACUGUUUGCAUGUUUGGAAAGUGUUGAAAUGUAUUUUCCCCAGAAUGACUCCUGGAUAGGCCUGGCACCUCUUAGCAUUCCCCGCUAUGAAUUUGGAAUAUGUGUCCUAGACCAGAAAAUAUAUGUGGUAGGAGGGAUUGCAACCCACGUGUGUCAAGGCAUCAGUUACCGAAAGCAUGAGAAUUCAGUGGAGUGCUGGGACCCUGAUACAAACACUUGGACAUCUCUUGAAAGGAUGUUUGAGAGCCGGAGUACUCUGGGAGUGGUGGUUCUGGCGGGAGAACUCUACGCCUUAGGUGGCUACGAUGGGCAAUCUUAUUUACGAACUGUAGAGAAAUACAUUCCUAAAGUGAAGGAGUGGCAGCUAGUGGCCCCGAUGAACAAAACAAGAAGUUGUUUUGCUGCAGCUGUCUUGGAUGGAAUGAUAUAUGCCAUUGGUGGUUAUGGUCCUGCCCAUAUGAACAGCAUGGAGCGUUAUGAUCCAAGUAAAAACUCAUGGGAGACAGUAGCUUCGAUGGCUGAUAAACGAAUAAACUUUGGCGUCGGUGUCAUGCUGGGCUUCAUUUUUGUAGUAGGUGGACACAAUGGUGUGUCUCACCUAUCAAGCAUUGAGAGGUAUGAUCCUCAUCAAAAUCAGUGGACUGUGUGUCGACCCAUGAAGGAACCCAGAACAGGAGUUGGUGCAGCUGUAAUUGAUAACUACCUUUAUGUAGUUGGAGGUCAUUCAGGGUCAUCCUAUCUGAACACUGUACAGAAAUACGAUCCCAUCUCGGAUACCUGGCUGGACUCUGCUGGGAUGAUGUACUGUCGAUGCAAUUUUGGUUUGACUGCACUUUGAUGAAAAUCAGAACUUUAUGGACCUGACGCAAAGGUGGAGCUUAAUCUGCUUGAAAACAAACCCUGGUGGCGGAGACCAUAAGCUGCAUUUUCUGAAGUUGGAAGGUUGGAGGAAUGUGGUGAAGAAAUGAGGAAGGAUUUGUUUUCUUCUGGUAUUUGGCCUUUGUUAGCGUAGUGACAUGGGCAGAAGAAACGGAAAGCUUAUUUACCGGCUGGGUUUAGGUAGCGUCCUGUUAAUGGCAGUGAAUUUUAGAGAGUACUGUACAUGCCUGGGAUAUGGUUAGAAAACUUACUGUGUAUCUAACCCUUUCACUUUCUACAGCUUUCUCUCUUCCUCCUGCCUACUAUAAAACAUGAAGUUUACUGUGCUUGGGUGGGAGAUGUGUGAAUGUGUUGUAUGACUGGACAGUUUGCUGAUUGUUGUCUGGUUGUGUCUUCAUAUUAAGAAAUUGCCAGUGCUUCAUAAUUUUUUUUAUGAACAGUAACUAAAGGGCUGCCUUGUUUCUGUAUCUCAAGGUUUGUAAAUAAUAAAUGCCAUAGUAUGUUGCCUGUACACUCCCCUUUGUUACCUGCUUACUGAUAGGAGGGCUGGGAUGAUACUACUCAAAAAAAUGAAGAGGCAAAUUUAUUGCCUCUUAAUGAAAUACUUGGAUCUGGUGAAGAGAGAUCACGUUUUUAUCUUUCCCUUAUUUUUGUGGAUAAAUGAGUACUAGAUUAAAUGACUUGAUCUUGCUAGUCUGCUGUGUCUUUUCAAUGGUAACGCACGGAAAAAUUACAACAGUAAUGCAUCGGAAGACGCCACAGCAGCAUUCAUAGCAUGAAAUAAAAUAAAUACUCAAAACUGAAUCCAUCCCAUCCUUCUCCCAAGCGCACUUGUGUCCAUAUUCCGUAUAACUUCCUUUUUUAAAAGAAUGUAUGACUGCUUUCUCAGAGUGUUCAGAUAUAAAAAUGGUGCUAAAUGUAGGACUUAACAAUAAGGCUGUUACUGAUUUUAGUGCAGUAUGCAUAAAGCAUGAUUGUUUUGAUUGUUCUAGUGUUUUUAUUUGCUUGAUACAUUUGUGCCUAUGAAAACUGUCAAGAAUUACAGUGUGCUGAACGAGCUCUGUUUGUUACAUUAAUUUUUUUUUCAGAUCUGUUUAUUGUUCUCACAAAUACAUACAUAGGGAGUGAAUAGUGAGAUCCCAUCUUGGGUUCUUCAGUCUUGCCUUUGACACAAGUCGCAAUGAAUGAAAAGCACAGGGCAUAGUUCAUCAUCCCUGGUGUGUCCUAUGCCAUGGAAUACUGAAGGUCAGUUCCCGUGAUUAACCAGAAUCUCAAGAGAUAAAACUUUGUGAUAGCCCUAAACUUAAUGAAAGUUUGGGCAGAGAAAUAGAAAGCCAUGCUGUGCGUUACAACCAUUAUUUAAAAUAGAUGACUGAAUAAAUAUGAAUUUUAGCUAAUUUAGAAUGUUUCAGUUUGUCUUCUGCUUUUUAACUAGGAAUCAUGGUUAUCUUGAAUUUCUGUUUUAUGUUUGUAUGUGUAUUGCCAGGCUUAGUACUGAAGAAUUCUUCCUCCAGAGUUAUUUUCCCCUUGUUUAACGUUAAUUUAAUGUUUCCCCCUUUUUUUUCCAAGCCCAUAUAGUAUUAUUUUUGAAGGUGCAAUAAUAUUUGAAAUAGUUGCUUUAAAAGCCAUUUUGUUAAAAGUAUGCUAAGUGGAAGGGUUUUGAGUGUACUUGAUUUAUUCUAAGCUCCUGCAAAGCUAAUUGCAGCCAGGCAAACAGUGGUGUUCCUUGUUCUUCCAUAUGCUAAUGUUCAGAUUUUAAACAGUCAAGGAGACAAGGGUGUUUUCACCAUAAAACAUUAUUUAUUCGUAGGUAACAGGUGUUUGCACAGAUUUUACAAUCCUGCACGUAUUCUUCAGAUCUGGUAGAAUUAAGCAGGACUUUAAAAGCAAAUAAAAUAAACAAUUUCAGAGUUUUCCAUGCAGUUUGACCCACUAAGGAUUCUAGUUAUAUAGCAAUAAUAGCAUAAUUUAAUUAUUCCAGUGAAUCUGUUGAUAGGACACAAGUAGGUACCUGGUUGUAUGUUGUGUGUUUGUGCAUGUGGAGGAGAAGGAAGGGGAAUAGGUUUGGGGCUAGGGGUUAACAGAGAUUUUUCAGCCUGUUGUGUAGAUUGCCUUCUCGUUCUGUUCAGGUAAAUGCACAAGCGGAAUGGUUAUCUGUGCUGUUUUACUUUUCAGUCUGUUUCACAGAGAUGCCAUUGAUUCUCAGAUUUUCCAAUAUACACUGGAGAUAAAGAUGCUUAACAAACUAAUAUUGAAAUAAUAAAAAUUCCUUGCCUAAAAGAGAAGCUUAUGCCUUUUACUUAUUGGAGGCUUUCCGUGCAGUUCAUUAUAUGCCAUACCUUUUAGAGUUUAACUCCAAUAGGAAUUUGUGAAUGAAGAUGCUCAUAUACAUGUUCUGAUUGGAAGUAUUAGUAAACACUGUUUUCAGUUAGUAGACAGUGAUAUAGCAAGGUAUAAAAGGUGUUUUGGCUUCAUCAGAACAAAAAAAUACAUAGGUCAGGGCGGUGUUGAUGGUUAUUUAAUAUGUAUAUAAACACCUUUGAUUUAUGGAAGUCAAAGCACUUAAAAUGGCAAAAUGCUUUAUUCUCUUUACCUAGGCAGCAGUAAUGUUAAAUUAGGUUGUAGAGACUGGACCUUUAUUGUGUCACAUGGUAUUGCUAAAUUUAAGAUAGCAGCAUAAACAAUUUUUUAGAAUGCUGGCUUGGUAUGAAAAAUGGGGAAAAAACAUGUAAUGAACUAUACUGCUGUUCUUGAAUAAACUGUUUAGCUAGACAUGGAUUGAACAUGGUAUCAACUUAGGGAUUGUGUCACUUAAAAUCAUGCCAUCUUCACUUUCUGUUCUGGGUGCUUGUCCUGUUCACUGAAGUGCUUGGUUAUAGGAAGAGCAGACACAACAAUCAGUUUAAAUCUGCAUUUAGAGUACUCUCAUUGUAAUGUCUGUCUUGCAGUUUAAAAAUUAGGGACCUUCAAAUAAGAUGUCAUACAACUAUAAAUUAUCAUCCAGUUCUAUUUCUUAAUCACUCAAAAUUAUCUGUAAAGCACUUUAAAAUGGGUAUGAGUUUAUAUGUGUACAUACAGUUCCUGAAUUUUUGCUUUUCUUUUUUUUUUUUUUCCUUCUCCAGUUACUCAUCUGUAAGCUUCUUGACAGUCUCUCUUACUAGGAAUAUGCUUUUCUUUCAGAAAGUCUUGUUGAAAUUCCUAGAGGGGAAAAUGUGUCCAGUAUGCAUUACAACCAGUUAACUUGUUCUGGAAGAUAGCGUGUUACUUUUGUGAAUUUGCCAUCUGUAAGUCCCCAUUCACUAUAUGAAACAAUGCAAAAUGUCCAAACUUGCCUUAAAUUCUUGAUAUUUUAACUGAAACACAAAGAACUGGAUGAUAAUUCCUAUUUUUUUGCCUUAUGCGCUGUGCUGUAUUUUAAACCCAAUGAUAAGUAUAAUUUUUAGCAGGAUUUAAUAAUUGUACAGAGAUUACCAAAUUGUACUCGGAGUUGACCAGAGUGCUUUGGUUGAGAGUAUAAAAUGAUAUAUGUAGUUUUGUGUAUGUAGAGUGUUUUUAUGUGUACAUCUUUUGUAGCAGCAACGUUCUGGUUUUGUUAUUGUUUACAAAAGUGGCAUUUGAGUUCAACAGGAAAAUAACUGUAACCUGCAUUCUCGGUCUUUACUAGUGUUCUCAAUGUGUUUGCUCUUGUGAUAAUGCUCUUGUAAGUAUUGUUGUAACUGUUUCAUUGAAUGUGAAACGAUUUAGUAAAUAAACAUGGGGAAAAAACCCCCUCACUGUUA
This is a messenger RNA of Falco peregrinus (peregrine falcon), 5853 nucleotides long. It is a transcript of the gene KLHL28, whose product is annotated as kelch like family member 28. Gene Ontology annotation, molecular function: protein binding. The coding region runs from base 318 to 2033 and encodes 571 amino acids. Lineage: Eukaryota; Metazoa; Chordata; Aves; Falconiformes; Falconidae. The record is from RefSeq and is a predicted model, not a curated record. The transcript is spliced from 6 exons.